CCAACCUCUCAUUCCAUACCUCUCAAAACCCUAAUCAAUUCUCAACAACAUUUUUUCCUGGAUUGGAUCAAGAAACAUUCUAUCUACAUUCAGUCUUUAUCUUGCUCUUUUACAGAUUGAUCGUAUGAUCAAUCGAAUAAGGAAAUGGGACGAAGUAAGCUUCCAAUCAAGAAAAUAGAGAAUACCACUAAUAGACAGGUUACGUUCUCCAAACGUAGAUAUGGUCUCAUCAAAAAGGCUUAUGAAAUAGCGGUUUUGUGCGACAUUGAUUUGGCUUUGAUUAUGUUUUCUCCUUCCGGUCGUCUCAGCCACUUCUCCGGUAGGAAAAGGGUUGAAGAUGUGAUUUACCGUUAUAUUAAUCUAUCCGAUCGUGAUAGAGGAGGGAUUAUCCCGAAUAGAGAGCAAAUAAUCAACACCUUAAUGAAAAUCAAAACUGAAAAGGAUCUUGCAAUUCAGAGCCCUGCAACUCCUGGAUCAGACAUUGAGGAAAUUCAGAAACAGAUUCUUGAUUUGCAACAUCAACUUGAGAGAGACGAAGAUCAACUUAGGGUGUUUGAACCGAACUCAGAAAAGUUUACCUCAUUGGACGAAUUUCAAUCAUGCGAAGUACGACUAACAGAAGCAUUGCGCCGUGUUACACAAAGAAAGAGAAUUCUCUUGAGUAAAGUUGAACAACAAUCGAGUUAUCAGGACACCAUACAGCAAAUAAAUACAGUGGUCCAAUACAUUACUGAAGCACAAGUACUAGCAGCGGCACAACCAUCACUUGAGAAUGAAGAAGAUCAUGGAAUUGAGAUCGGCACUGGGGAUAAUAUGAAUAUUGGAUCCGACGCAUCUUCUGUUAGUAUAAGGGAACGUUCAUCACCAACGGUAUUUGAGUCUGUGUCACAAACAAGCGGAAAUGAGAAUGCGCAGAGCGCAGAAGGAUAUCAAAGUAGCAACAUAAAGGAUGACGGCUUUCAACAAUAUCUUUCGUCGAAAGAUCUCUUUUCUGCUUUACUGCCUCCAGAAAGUUCGACUUCUUUAGCCAAGGGUGUAAUGGAAAGUUCUAUAGGAGGAGCUCUUACUACAUUAGACCAACAGACCCUUGUCUUGGAAUCACAUUGCCACCAGCUGCCAUCCAGUGAACUUCAUCUAUAAGCUGCCAAUAUUAUUUAUUUAUAUUGGUGCAGUCAACAAAAAAAAAAAAA
Molecule: messenger RNA, 1190 nt
Organism: Sesamum indicum (sesame)
Lineage: Eukaryota; Viridiplantae; Streptophyta; Magnoliopsida; Lamiales; Pedaliaceae
Product: agamous-like MADS-box protein AGL66
Biological process (GO): positive regulation of transcription by RNA polymerase II
Molecular function (GO): protein dimerization activity; RNA polymerase II transcription regulatory region sequence-specific DNA binding
Source: RefSeq, a predicted model, not a curated record